AUGCGCUCGAAACAGAUGCCUUUCGGGCCUUCCAUUUAUUCUCCGCUACCCUUUCAUCUCAUUCACACCAUCUUCUUCUUUUCAUCCGCUGUCGUCGGUGCCAUCUUAAGCGUGUUUAUCUACCACCUCCAUAAAGAUGGCUACAAGCUGCCAUUCACCUUUCUGGUGCUCCUCGUCUCAAGCAUCCUCUCCCUCCUCGUCAUCCUCCUCACCAGCAUAAUCCAAUGCAUCUGCGGCCUCUCGACCCAACUAUCGAUGACCCUCAACACCCUCCUCCUACUCCUGUGGGUGAUAUCAGUAGCCCUGAUGAGCUGGAGCAUGUCCGGUACUAUUUUGACGCAGUGCAAUACCUUCUACUGGGGCAAUGACACCGGCAUCGCUGUCUGUCGCUCCUACAAGGCGCUGCUUGCAUUCACGGUGACUAGUCUGGUGGCGUGUAUAGCGGUGCUGUGGAUUGAUCUUCGCGCGCGGGGCAUACAACGCCGGUACCGUCAUGGCCAGUAUGGUGUUGUUAUGGGUAGCGAGCCUGGGUUAGGUGAGGGUCCUGUUAGUGCGGAUGUCAAGCUUGCGGAGCGAAACUAUGAGCCUGCGCCUGUGCCGGUAUCUGUGCCUCCAGCUGCGAGUUUUGAUGAAAUUCCUCCGCCAUUACCGUCCCAGGCUGCUCAGCUAUACUCCGCCCCGCUGGAACGGGACCAUGCGCGUGAGGCGCAGGAAUUCUAUGAGGCUGCAUCAGCGAGAAGCCGACAUAGUGCGCCUCGUGGGAGGUUUGGUGCUGGUGCUGGGUAA
Penicillium riverlandense is the source of this 786-nucleotide messenger RNA. RefSeq lists its product as uncharacterized. Lineage: Eukaryota; Fungi; Ascomycota; Eurotiomycetes; Eurotiales; Aspergillaceae. Bases 1 to 786 code for a protein of 261 amino acids. The transcript has 2 exons. The record is from RefSeq and is a predicted model, not a curated record.